CUGAAAUCUAACGGUAAUCACUAAUCAUUAAUUAACUCAUAGUGGGGCGGGCCCAAAAGAGUUUUUGUAUGUAAAAACUAAAAAGCGUCGACAGAAAGUAUAAUAACGAAAAGCCCACUACUGCCUUCCUUCUUCCCUCUCCCCCCUCUUUUCUUUCUCGAUCGCACGCUUCAGUGGCAUUGAGCAAGUUUACGACAACACAACAGAGGAAGAGAGGGGAAAAAGCGGCAAUGGUGGUUAAGGCUGAACCAGCGACCCCGGUGCAGCAGACAGACGUGGUUCAGGUGCUGGAAGUAACAUCUCCGCCGCCAGCACCCGCUCCCCACCCAUACGCGUUUCAUGUCUCCGGUCCCCGCAAUGUCGCUUCCCCGAAUUGGAGAGACCUCAUCAGUUCCAGUUGGAAAGACGACAACUACAAGAGGACGGUGAUUGCGUGCUUCAUCCAAGCAGUCUACUUGCUGGAACUUGACAGGCAAGAAAACAGGACCCCAGCGGAUGCCCUAGCCCCAACCUGGUGGACACGCUUCAAGUACAAGCUCUCCCAAACUCUGAUCGAUGAAAGGGACGGAUCCAUAUUCGGUGCAAUCCUGGAAUGGGAUCGAUCCGCAGCAGUCUCGGACAUGAUCCUCAUCAGGCCUAGUGGGGCACCCAGGGCUGUCCUGGUACUGCGAGGGACCUUGCUCAAGGGCCCCACCAUGAGACGGGACAUCGAGGACGACCUUCGUUUCCUCGCUUGGGAGAGCCUCAAGGGCUCUGUCCGGUUCAACGUGGCGCUGCAGGCGUUGAGGUCGGUUGCUGAGAGGUACGGUGCAAGCAAUGUCUGUGUUGCAGGUCAUUCCCUAGGAGCUGGCUUUGCUCUCCAGGUUGGCAAGGCGCUGGCUAAAGAAGCCAUAUUUGUGGAUGCUCAUCUCUUCAACCCGCCUUCUGUGUCUCUCGCAAUGAGUUUCAGGAACAUGGGGGAGAAGGCCGAGUUCGCCUGGAAGAGGUUGAAGGCUAUGCUUCCUUACGCUGCUGCAGCUGAAACUUCGGCUGUCACCAUCCUUGACGGGCAGAAUGGUAACAAUGGUUCUUCUGGCUUGAGGAACUGGAUUCCGCAGUUUGGGGACAAAACGAACAUGGGGUCCAAGAAAUGGGUACCUCAUUUGUAUGUGAAUAACAGCGAUUAUAUAUGCUGCCACUACACCAACCCGGAUGGACAGAAUAAUGGAGGUGGCGAAAAUAAGGAGAAUGUUGGCGCCGCCGGUGGCUGCAGCAGCAGCAACAUUGGGCAGGUUUCAGCGAAGCUGUUUGUGAUGGCCAAGGAGAAACAGAAGUUUCUUGAAGCUCAUGGGCUGGAGCAAUGGUGGUCUGACGAUGCGCAAGGCCUGAAACUAGGCCUCCCAAAUAGCAAGCUCAUGAGCAGGCAGCUUAGAUCAUUAUAUAGCCUCCCAGCUCAACCAACACAAGCCAAGCCACAGCAGCAAUAACACAAUGAAGGGUUGGCUGGUUUUUUCUGCUUUGCUAAAUACCUCGUUUUACAGUUUCCACCCUUACCUUUAUCGCCUACAAGAGUUUUGUUAUUUUACAUCAAUAACUGUAAAGAGUGAUGUUAUUCUGUUUAUGGCAUUUGAACCAUCCUGCUUCUUCAGAAUCGAUUGCAAAUUUGUCCAACAACUCGAAAUCAUCUGCCACCCCUCUUUUUAUUUUUCUCUUUUAUCAAGACUCUAGAUCUGAUACAAAGUAAUA
Linum tenue is the source of this 1725-nucleotide messenger RNA. The record is from the annotation of a GenBank genome assembly. NCBI's taxonomy places the organism in Eukaryota, Viridiplantae, Streptophyta, Magnoliopsida, Malpighiales, Linaceae.